CUACCUAUGUCUCCUUUAUCAAGAGCCUGUCUUCUUUUACGCUCAGCUAAUCUAAAUUGUCUUUUCUCUGACCGCGAUCCUAUUAUAUAUCGUAUGACCUUUUUGUUCUCUGUAUUCUUCAAAGGAUCGUAUGUUUCUACAUAUUUCUUAGAUAUAAAACAAUACGUAAUAAUAAUUACAUAUUCAAAAACAGUAUAAAAUAAUAAUAACUACUGAGCGAAACCUGAUUCCAAUGUUUCAUUACAGGUGCGGAUAGACAUGAAACCGUUUCCAAAGGAAAGAGGUGGAAAUCCGACGACGACUGACAAAUAUACCAGCCUAGUCCCACGCAGUUUUAAAGCAACUGGCCAACCCGAAACUGGAAGGAUUCCAUUCGUGUGCUUUACUUUAAAACGAACUCCACGUGAUCUGCACUCUUAGUACCGCUAAUUUACUUAUCUGAGUGGAAGUAAUUAAUUAAUACCUGUGUAUUCAAAUAUUAAUAUCUAAAAAUUCGGUAGCUUCCAAAUAUCUAUAUAAUAACGAAUUUUUCUAACUGAGAUCUAUUGUCAAUUUUAUAGUUGCGGUAUCUCUUUUAUUCCUCCUUCAAAAGGUCAGUGACUUUAUUCCUCUUCAAUAUCUCUUUCAGUUGGAGAUUGCUUCUUUUGAGGAAGAAAAGAGCCUCUGUUAUUGUUUAACGAUGAACCGCUAACGCAACUCACGUCUUGUGUCAAUUAAUUAAUUCAUUGUAAGAGUACAUAUCUAAGAUCGUCAAAGAUGCAAAGGGUUCUCAGCUUUCAAAUGGCUCGAGGAUUCGGCGAGUCGAGCGAGUUCGUGACGAAACGUAUGUGUUUUUCGUUUAUCUUUUCCGUUGGUUUUAUUUGUAUUCUCUGUGGCUUCUUGCUGGGCCGUUUCUCCACGCAAAGGAUCAUAGAAUCCCAUGCGGAAAGGAAACGCCUCGAGUUGGCGGGAAAUGGCCUCGAGAGCACCGAGUACCUUCAACAUCUCCUCCUGGAGCAAUUGGACAGGUCGAACCUCGACGAAGACUUUGAAAUGAACUGGGAGUCCUUCAAUUCGAGCGAAGACGAUGUACGUCGAGCACACGGAAUCCUGUCGAAUUUGUCGUUCAUUCAGAAGGUCGUGGUACAUCCAUCGUGCAUCGUUGCAAAUGCUCGAGGGUCCAGAGAAUCUGAUAGGUAUGUUGUUGUGUCAGCUAGUGGGGAAGGUGUUGGUAUUGCUUUGGAACUGGCAAAGAAGAUGAGUAAGAUCCAGAGAGAAUACGGUUGGAGUCCUCGUCGAUCCCUUAUUUUUUGCUUAAUUAUGGGCUCAUCGGAUCCUUGUUUAGAAAUUCUGACCAGGAACAUUUUCUUGCGCUCUAGGAUCAUGGCUUACGUUAUUGUACAUCAACGAAUUUUGCAAGGCAGAGGUCCCUUUACUGCGUCAGGGUCAGAUGUAGUAAAAUCCGUGGUCUUUAAAGCUGCCAGCACUGUAAAGAAUAUACAUUCUCAUAAUAACCAAUUGAUACCUUCGAAAACGUCUUUUAAUAAUACACGUCGCCUCGCAAUAGGUAUACCGCAUGCAGAAUUGUCGUUCAUCAACAACAGCGUCACCUUCCACGAAAACAAUCAUGAAAGACAACUGCGUAAAAUAAUUUUAGCUCAGAUACUUAGUCAAACCAUUUGGAGGCUAUCGGAAUGCUUAAUCAUGAAAUGGAAUCCUCGCUAUUUCAACGAAACUGUUUCCAAGGCAUUGGAGUUGAUAGAUAGUAGUCAAUUUUUGAUAAACAAAGAUAAAAUACAAGAGAUCUCGGUCAGAUUAUUGUUUAACAUAAACAUUUUAAAUGGAAUAAUCGAUGCAAUCGAUAGCAUCACUCUUCUCGAUACAAGGAUAUUAAACGAUUUGAUGAUGGAUUUAGAUAGAGCUCUUCUCUGCUCAGAUACGAACCAACGAUCGAGAACCGACUGGGUAGAGUUUUUUAAAUUAGAUCAUGAGCCUUUCAAUGUAAUCUCAACACGCCUUAACGAGAUAGUAAAAUGUUACGAAACAGCCGUCGAGCUGUUACAAAAUAAAUAAU
This is a messenger RNA of Hylaeus volcanicus, 2053 nucleotides long. RefSeq lists its product as uncharacterized. The record is from RefSeq and is a predicted model, not a curated record. Gene Ontology annotation, molecular function: carboxypeptidase activity. Bases 757 to 2052 code for a protein of 431 amino acids. The transcript has 8 exons. NCBI's taxonomy places the organism in Eukaryota, Metazoa, Arthropoda, Insecta, Hymenoptera, Colletidae.